CCUCUGCAGCCGAAGGAGAACGAAGGGAGAAGGUGGUUGAUUGCGGCUGCGCACUCGCUCCCGGCGCUGGGCCUAGGGAGGAAGACUCGCUGGGCUUUGCGUUGGCUGUGAGGCUGUUGUUGCUGCUGCGAUGGGCUCCCGGGCGUCCACCUUGUUGCGGGACGAGGAGAUCGAGGAGAUCAAGAAGGAGACAGGCUUUUCUCACAGUCAGAUUACUCGGCUGUACAGUCGGUUUACAAGCUUGGACAAAGGAGAGAACGGCACUCUUAGCCGUGAAGAUUUCCAACGCAUUCCAGAACUUGCCAUCAACCCACUAGGGGACCGGAUUAUCAAUGCAUUCUUUCCAGAAGGAGAAGACCAGGUGAACUUUCGUGGAUUCAUGAGGACUUUGGCUCACUUUCGGCCCAUUGAAGAUAACGAGAAAAGCAAAGACCAGAAUGGACCUGAACCACUUAAUAGUCGGAGCAACAAGUUGCACUUUGCAUUUCGACUUUAUGAUCUGGAUAAAGAUGACAAGAUUUCUCGAGAUGAGCUACUUCAGGUGUUGAGGAUGAUGGUUGGUGUAAACAUCUCUGAUGAACAGCUAGGAAGCAUUGCUGACAGAACAAUCCAGGAGGCUGAUCAAGAUGGUGACAGUGCAAUAUCCUUUUCAGAGUUUGUUAAGGUUUUGGAGAAGGUGGAUGUGGAACAAAAAAUGAGCAUCCGAUUUCUUCACUGAUGAAUCCAGGCCAAUUUUUUUGUUGUCCUAAUAUUUAAGGAUUAUAGUUCGUUUUACUCUUCUUUCUCUUGAGCAUUGCUACUGGUGCAUGUGAGGUACAUCUCCAAAACCCUCCCCAAUUUGUUCCAUCAGCGUGAACAUUCCUUCUGCAUCAGAACAAAGGAACAUGGCUGCAGUGCAGCUUGGAAUGGAGCAUUGAAAUGGUCUUUUCUUCACGGUUAUUUUUGAAUUGUUUUCUGAUUAUAAAUGAUUUCUUCCUGUGUACUGUACUCUCCCACCAUUCUCUGGACUUUGAAUUAGAGAGGAAGGCAAAUUCCACUGUAGAGCUGGCUGUGAGCUGUUUCAAAAAAUGUACAACAAAGAUCUGAUUGGUAAUACUUAUAUUUCACUCUCUUUUUCUUACCAGCAUAACAGAAACUGCCUUCUACUCUCUUCUUGAUUUUGUUUAAAUAGAUUCCUGUCAAUUUCUACUAAACUUCUUAAAGUAAUUAUGCAGGGCCAGUGGUUUUGUUUUCAGAACUAAGGCUUGGAUGGUUAUAGCCUUCCAAGUGUGUGAAAUGUAUACGAAUUUGUCCACAGGGAGAUGGGACAUCUGCCAAGGGUGUAAGAUAUUAAUGUUGUUUAUUUAUGUAUGUAAUUUCUUUACUAAUAGAAGUUAAAUGCUUUCCUGCUUUCCAUUUUGAAAUUGCUGUUUGUAAUGUGAAAUCCUCUGUUUCUUGCUUGUGCUUUUGAUUAACUAUUUUUCACUGAAUGUUUGUAACACUGUUUUUGUUGCACAGUUGUAGGGAGAGUCUUCUUUUCAUACUAAAUAUGCCAUACUAGAUCACUUGAUUUUUCAGUCUCCACCGUACAUGUGAAAGUUCAUACUGGAGGAAUAUAAUGUGCUCUCAAAUUCUGUGAAAAAGCUGUGUUUUUAGGAAAAUAUCUAGCACAUGUACAACCUGUGACCUAAGGAGAUUUAUUAAUUCUAUUUUACUUCACGAAUUCGUACACCCAGACAUAGUUAACACAUUGGCUGAAAUAAAUAUUAACACGUUUAAUGAGCAGUACAAAACUGAGUGAUAAAAAAAUGAGAUGUGAUAAACUCUUUGGACUAGCUUGCUUUUGCUGUUCAUAAACAAUUCUAUUGUGCUCAUCCUCAAAGCAGCUCAGCAACAGUUUUUGGUUGUGCAACUUAACUUUGCAGUGUUGCUAAAAAUAUUUCUACUGAGAAGAAUAUUCAAAUACUUUGGUCCCUUUCUAUUUUCACAUGUCAAGCUUAAAUAAAUACUAAGUGCAUUAUAUCCCAUUUAAUUAAAUCUUGCACAGUUUAGGAUCUUUCAAAGUUGAUUUGCACUACUUUACACUUUAAAUUGCACAAGGAAUUAUCUUUUCAGUCCAAUCAUUAAGUUGUAAACACCUAGGGAACAUAACUGAAUGAUCUCUUUUGAACAAAAUGUUUUGGGAUUCUGCUCACAAUAUAACAUAGGAAUAUUAUAAAGAGAAGGAAAGUGAUAGUUAACACCAACAUGUUAGAUGUGCUUAUUUUCAAAUAAGCUUCAUCCUUUGGUUCUGUAGCUGUAAUCCACAGUUGUGCCUUGUCCAACCUCUUGUAUUCAUCAGUCCAUGAAUAAAGUCCUUGAACUUGGAGAA
Molecule: messenger RNA, 2350 nt
Organism: Sceloporus undulatus (fence lizard)
Lineage: Eukaryota; Metazoa; Chordata; Lepidosauria; Squamata; Phrynosomatidae
Gene: CHP1
Product: calcineurin like EF-hand protein 1
Exons: 7
Coding region: 131-718 (195 amino acids)
Molecular function (GO): calcium ion binding
Source: RefSeq, a predicted model, not a curated record